AGGGCUAGGCUGGGGCCGGGUUCGCGGUGCUAGCUGAGGCGGCGGCGGCGGCUACGGCUGGAAGAGCCGGGCCGGGGCCCGCGGCGGAGGCCGUGGCUUGUAUUGGGAGGGUGGCGGGGAGGGACUGGGGAGGAAGAUGGCGACGUCGGGGGCGAACGGGCCCGGCUCGGCCACGGCCUCAGCUUCCAAUCCGCGGAAGUUUAGUGAGAAGAUCGCGCUGCAGAAGCAGCGUCAGGCCGAGGAGACGGCGGCCUUCGAGGAGGUGAUGAUGGACAUCGGAUCCACCCGGUUACAGGCCCAAAAACUGCGGCUGGCGUACACACGGAGCUCUCACUAUGGCGGCUCUCUGCCCAACGUGAACCAGAUCGGCUGUGGCCUGGCUGAGUUCCAGAGCCCCCUCCACUCGCCUUUGGAUUCAUCUCGGAGCACUCGGCACCACGGGCUGGUAGAACGGGUACAGCGAGAUCCCCGAAGGAUGGUGUCCCCGCUUCGCCGCUACCCCCGCCACAUCGACAGCUCUCCCUAUAGUCCCGCCUACUUAUCGCCGCCCCCGGAGUCCAGUUGGCGCAGGACAAUGCCCUGGGGCAAUUUCCCUGCAGAGAAGGGGCAGUUGUUUCGACUACCAUCUGCGCUAAACAGGACCAGCUCUGACUCCGCCCUUCACACAAGCGUGAUGAACCCCAGCCCGCAGGACACUUAUCCAGGCCCUCCACCUCCCAGCGUCCUGCCCAGCCGCCGUGGAGCCAACUCCACCGUGUCCUUUGCAGGUUUCCUAGACGGCGAAAUGGACUCCAAAGCCCUCUCAUCACCAGUCUUUCUCUCUCAAGUACCCGCUAUUGAGGAGAACUUGCUAGAUGACAAGCAUUUGCUGAAACCCUGGGAUGCUAAGAAGCUGUCCUCCUCCUCCUCCCGACCUCGGUCCUGUGAAGUCCCUGGAAUUAACAUCUUUCCAUCUCCUGACCAGCCUGCCACUGUGCCUGUCCUCCCACCUGCCAUGAACACGGGAGGCUCCCUACCUGACCUCACCAACCUGCACUUCCCCCCACCGCUGCCCACCCCCCUGGACCCAGAGGAGACCGCCUACCCCAGCCUGAGCGGGGGCAACAGCACCUCCAAUUUGACCCACACCAUGACCCACCUGGGCAUCAGCGGGGGCCUGGGCCUAGGCCCGGGCUACGAGGCACCAGGACUUCAUUCACCUCUCAGCCACCCAUCCUUGCAGUCCUCCCUAAGCAAUCCCAACCUCCAGGCUUCCCUGAGCAGCCCGCAGCCCCAGCUCCAGGGCUCCCACAGUCACCCCUCACUGCCUGCCUCCUCCUUAGCCCGCCACACACUGCCCACCGCCUCCCUGGGUCACCCCUCGCUCAGCGCCCCGGCCCUCUCCUCCUCCUCUUCCUCCUCUUCCGCUUCAUCUCCGGUGCUGGGUGCCCCUCCUUACCCAGCUUCUACCCCCGGGGCCUCCCCCCGCCACCGCCGUGUGCCCCUCAGCCCCCUGAGUUUGCCCGCGGGCCCAGCCGACGCCAGAAGGUCCCAACAGCAACUGCCCAAACAGUUUUCGCCAACAAUGUCACCCACCCUGUCUUCCAUCACUCAGGGCGUCCCCCUGGACACCAGUAAGCUGCCCACUGACCAGCGGCUGCCUCCAUAUCCAUACAGCCCCCCGAGUUUGGUUCUGCCCACCCAGCCUCCCACCCCAAAGCCUCUACAGCAGCCAGGGCUGCCAUCUCAAGCCUGCUCAGUGCAGCCCUCGGGUGGGCAGCCCCCGGGCAGGCAGCUGCACUAUGGCAUGCUGUACCCACCCGGCUCCAGUGGGCAUGGGCAGCAGUCUUACCACCGGCCAAUGGGUGACUUCAGCCUGGGGAACCUGGAGCCAUUCAGCAUGGAGAACCCAUCCACCAGCCUGGCGCUGGAUGCCUCUGGCUUUUCCGAAGGGCCUGGAUUUUUAGGGGGUGAGGGGCCAGUGAGUGGCCCCCAGGAGCCCCACACCCUCAACCACCAGAACUUAACCCACUGUUCCCGCCAUGGCUCAGGGCCCAACAUCAUCCUCACGGGAGAAUCCUCCCCAGGUUUCUCUAAGGAGAUUGCGGCAGCCCUGGCUGGAGUGCCUGGCUUCGAGGUGUCCACAGCUGGGCUGGAGCUGGGCCUGGGGCUGGAGGAGGAGCUGCGCAUGGAGCCACUGGGCCUGGAGGGGCUCAACAUGCUGAGCGACCCCUGUGCCCUGCUGCCCGACCCUGCUGUGGAGGACUCGUUCCGCAGUGACCGGCUGCAGUGAGGGCAUCUCAUCGCCAUCCCUCUCCUCGGCCCUGUCCCCCGCCGUCACUGUCCCUUUUCUCCCUUCCUCCUGGCCAGUAGAGACUCCACUCUCUGCCCCCAGAUCCUCUUUCUAACGUGAACGAGGGAUCCUAAGAAUGAGAAGAAGCAAGGGGUGUGUCCAGGUGGCCCCUGAAUUCUGCACAAAGGGUGGGCCUAGGGGAGCUCAAGGGAGGGCCUGAAGCACUUGUAACUUUGAACCGUCUGUCUGGAGGUCAGAGCCUGUUGGAAAGCAGGGGGGUAGAGGGGAGCCCCGGAGGCAGGGCUUGUCCGGAUGCCUAGGGGUGGGCAGUGCCAGCCCCUCCUCGCCACUCUUCCCCUUGCAAUGGAGGAAAGAGCCAGAGUGGAUAUUAUUUUUUAUUAAAUAUAUUAUAUGUUAAUAAAAAAAUCAUAUCAAA
Messenger RNA from Phacochoerus africanus (Common warthog), 2708 nucleotides. RefSeq names its product CREB regulated transcription coactivator 2 (gene CRTC2). The transcript is spliced from 14 exons. Gene Ontology annotation, molecular function: cAMP response element binding protein binding. Gene Ontology annotation, cellular component: cytoplasm; nucleus. The record is from RefSeq and is a predicted model, not a curated record. The coding region runs from base 137 to 2272 and encodes 711 amino acids. NCBI's taxonomy places the organism in Eukaryota, Metazoa, Chordata, Mammalia, Artiodactyla, Suidae. Gene Ontology annotation, biological process: positive regulation of transcription by RNA polymerase II; protein homotetramerization.